This is a messenger RNA of Helobdella robusta, 2043 nucleotides long. RefSeq lists its product as hypothetical. Gene Ontology annotation, biological process: peptidyl-serine phosphorylation. The record is from RefSeq and is a predicted model, not a curated record. NCBI's taxonomy places the organism in Eukaryota, Metazoa, Annelida, Clitellata, Rhynchobdellida, Glossiphoniidae. Gene Ontology annotation, cellular component: cytoplasm. Gene Ontology annotation, molecular function: protein serine/threonine kinase activity; ATP binding. The transcript has 18 exons. The coding region runs from base 1 to 2043 and encodes 680 amino acids.
AUGAGUCAUUCAUCGUCAGUAUGUCAGUCAGAAAAUUUCGUUUGGUACGAUGACGAGUUGUUGGGGGUUGGAGCUGUGGGAGAAGUUUACAAGGGCCAAUGUGUGAAAACAGGAGAGCAGGUAGCAGUGAAGGUGAUGAAGAGGUUCGACAAGAACACGACCGACCACCUCAUCAACCUACAGGAGCGAGAACUCGAAGUUCUCAGAAAACUCAACCAUCCAAACAUUGUCAAGCUGAUAGCCGUCGAAAAUGAAAUCAACAAGCCUGGCAAGAAGGUGAUAGUUAUGGAGUUGUGUUCUGGCGGCAACCUCUAUGACAUCAUCACAAAACCGGAAAAUGUUUUUGGGCUGCAUGAUGAGGAGUUUCUCAAGGUUCUGCAUGGAAUUGGUUGGCCGAUCUACAAAUUGAUUGACUUUGGGGCUGCCAGGGAACUUCACACGGAGGAGGAGUUUCAAUCCAUCUAUGGCACCGAUGAGUACCUGGACCCGGGCCUCUACGAAAAGGCCUUCAUGGACCGUGGAUCCACCUCAACCUUCACCGGGUCGGUCGACUUGUGGAGCAUCGGGGCCACCCUCUACCACGUCGCCGCCGGUCAACUGCCCUUCCAAGCCUACCAUGGGAGGAGGGAUAAGAAUACUAUGUAUAAGAUAAUAGCCAAUAAGGAAUCAGGUGACAUUUCGGGCAUCCAAUCAAAACCGAAUGGGCCAAUCGUCUACGAUAAGCACCUACCUAAAAAUUGCCUGCUAUCCAGGGGCUUGAGACCUCCAGUUGAGGAAUUGUUGGCCCACUUGUUGGAGGCGGAUAAAGAAAAGACCAUGUCGUUUGAGAAGUUCUUCGUGAUGGCUGAGUGUAUUGUUAAAAAGAAGUUUCGAAACCUUCCAGAGCCUCCUACACGAACAAUGCCCCCACUCCCCGCCAAACGAUCAGAUGCUCCUCUUCGAGAAUUUGAACUUCUCCGUGCAGUUUGGGCAGGACAACAAACUAUCAGGCACUACCUAACCAGAAAGUUCGACAACAUGGCGACCAGAAAGGAGCACGUGACCGACAUGCACCAAUCAUAUUCAGACCGUCUGCAGACCUCUUCCCUAUUGGUCAGUUGCAUGGAGGCACUCAAUAACGGAACCAAUCACAAUCAGUCUAUUGAUUCCCUGAACAGUGGUAGGGUCACGUACGAAAGGCAGAGGAACUUCAUCAACCGACUGUCCAGUGAGAUCCAGGAGCUGACCUGCACAUCACAUAACACGGAGGAGAUGAUGAAGAAGUGUGUGGACGUGUGGAUGGUGGAGAGGCCUGCAUGCAAGGAAGAGGAUUGCUGUUCGACGCGUAUGGACAUGAUGGUGAGAGAUGUGGAGGAGAUAGAGAGUGGCUGCAAGAGAGAAAGGGUUCCAGAGAGAGGACUGAGUGGUACCAUGUCCAAGAAGAGUGAACUCAAUAGACGCACGAUUUCCAACCACUGCCUAACGGCCAAAACUCUGAUCGAGCAGCAUUGCCAAAAAAACACGGGCGAACUUUUUAAACUCUUCAGAGAGUUCAUGUGCCAAUCGUGGCAGGUCAUGGAAAACCUCGACAAAUUAGAACAGGGGUUGGAGUCUUCGAGCAGACAGUUCAAAGUACUCAGCCAAAAUUUCAAUACCAGCGAUUCAAGGAGAAAGUCAUUUUUGAAGAGACCCGACUCCACAAAUGAUAUCAGCGAGGCCAUGGACAACCCUUCGUCCCCAUCCACCCCCCCGAACAACAACAACCACUCCUCAACGUCGUCCGCGAAAUUGAAGAAAGUUCACAGUAAGAGCAACCUGGAGAAGUCACUAAUGCGAAAGAUGCUCUCUAUCACUUUCAACAACUCGCCUGAUAUUAAGAAGGACAUCUUGCCAUUGGCUGAAGAAAAUUUGAGCAUCAUCAAGGAACUGAGGAACAAGAUGAACCUAGUGGCCAGGAUAAACAGUGAGAAGACUUACAUAGAGCAAGAUGGCGUUGUUGGCGGAAGUGGCAACAGCCCACAGCCGGAUUGUAAUGAUAUUGGUCAACGAUUGGAUGGUCUUUGA